CUUUAACUCUGUGGAAGAAGUGAAAUUCUGUGUUCGAAGGUGCAAAGGCCUUGGCUUGCUGGAUCAUGAUGAUACUUUGGAAGAUACAUUAGAAGACAAUGAGUUUGUUGAAGUUGAUAUAGCAAAUAUCAAGAACCAGAAAAGGUAUGGCUCCAAUAAUAAUGAUCUUAUUAAAAUGUGCUCCAAUUUCAGUAGCUUUUCAUGUUAGAAGGUCAAGUAGAGUGAAAUCCUGUCAGAGCAGGGAAAAUGGCAGUAUCCAGAGAGAACCUAUUUUUUUUUAUUUUCCCAUCACACAGAGGGAGACCCCACAGAACUUUUCAAAUGGAAUUGUUGUUUGUGACAUAUGCUAUUUAUGUUUUCAGUAGGAUUCAGUAAGUUCCUGCAAACAAGUACUACAUUUGGUAGUAAAUCCUAUUGCUGUGAGUAACCUCAGUGAACUACGGCAUAAGUACUAUGCUCUGCACUGUUUGCAGGAACGUCCAUAAUCACUGCUUAAGUAGUUACCUCUAGUUUUUAGUUGUUACCUAUAUUUUGUUAAUACUUCUCUGACAGAGUUCUGUUUGUAUGAAAGAGAACAGGACUGAACUCUGUUCUAACAAAAUUCACUAUUAAGCUUUCACUAUAUUUUUAUUUAGAUGUGAUUGUUGGAAACGGCUUACAUAUAGAUGUCAUUCACUAAUAUGCAGUUCUUUUGCGUAGUAUAUUUAUUUAGAUGGGCGCAGUUUAACAACAAAGGACUUGGUCAAUUUAGGAAAGGGACUCUACAAAAUCAAGCUCACUCCUGAAGCUGAAGAUAAAGUUAGACAAUCAAGAGAGGUGAUUGAAAAAAUUGUAAAAGAACAGACUGUUGUUUAUGGAAUAACCACUGGCUUUGGGAAGUUUGCUCGAACUGUUAUUCCAACUAGCAAACUCAAGGAACUUCAAGUGAAUUUAGUUCGGUCACAUUCUGCAGGUGUUGGGAAACCUUUGAGCCCAGAGAGAUCUCGCAUGCUUUUAGCUCUCAGGAUCAAUGUCUUAGCCAAAGGAUACAGUGGAAUUUCACUGGAAACUCUCCAGCAAGUUAUUGAAGCAUUUAAUGCAUCCUGCCUGCCCUAUAUCCCUGAGAAAGGGACGGUUGGAGCCAGUGGAGAUUUAGCCCCUCUAUCUCAUCUUGCUUUGGGGUUAAUAGGAGAAGGAAAGAUGUGGUCCCCAAAGAGUGGCUGGGCUGAUGCUAAAUAUGUGCUGCAAGCCCAUGGCCUGAAACCAAUUACCUUGAAACCAAAGGAGGGUCUGGCUCUUAUUAAUGGAACCCAGAUGAUCUCCUCUCUGGGAUGUGAAGCAGUGGAAAGAGCCAGUGCUAUUGCUCGGCAGGCUGACAUAGUUGCUGCGCUAACACUUGAAGUCCUGAAGGGCACAACUAGAGCCUUUGACACGGAUAUCCAUGAAGUACGUGCACAUCGGGGACAGAUUGAAGUGGCAUUCCGAUUUAGGUCACUUUUAGACUCUGACCACCAUCCAUCAGAAAUAGCAGAGAGUCACAGAUUUUGUGACAGAGUUCAGGAUGCUUAUACGCUACGCUGUUGCCCUCAGGUCCAUGGCGUGGUAAAUGACACAAUAGCUUUUGUGAAGGACAUAAUCACAACUGAAAUUAACAGUGCAACAGACAAUCCUAUGGUUUUUGCUGAAAGGGGUGAGACCAUUUCUGGAGGAAAUUUUCAUGGUGAAUACCCAGCAAAGGUUCUGGACUACCUGGCAAUUGGUGUUCAUGAACUUGCUGCAAUUAGUGAAAGAAGGAUUGAAAGACUCUGCAACCCAUCUCUCAGUGAGCUGCCUGCAUUUCUAGUAACAGAGGGCGGUCUGAACUCUGGCUUCAUGAUUGCGCACUGCACAGCAGCGGCCCUGGUUUCUGAGAAUAAAGCCUUGUGCCACCCUUCUUCUGUGGAUUCUCUCUCAACCAGUGCUGCUACAGAGGACCAUGUGUCCAUGGGCGGAUGGGCUUCACGCAAAGCAUUGAAAGUUAUUGAACAUGUUGAACAAGUGCUGGCCAUUGAACUUCUUGCAGCUUGCCAGGGCAUUGAGUUUCUACGCCCCUUGAGAACAACCACCCCAUUGGAGAAAGUCUAUGACCUUGUGCGCUCUGUUGUAAGGCCCUGGCUAAAGGAUCGUUUCAUGGCCCCAGACAUUGAGGCAGCUCACAGGCUGCUUGUGGAGCAGAAGGUUUGGGAAGUAGCUGAACCUUACAUUGAAAAGUAUAGAAGGGAGCACAUUCCUGAAUCGAGGCCUGUUUCGCCCACAGCCUUUUCCCUGGAUUCACUGAGAAUGAAUAAAUGUGUUGGGACUGAUCACAGUGACCAGGAGUAACUUGAAUGUUCUAUGAAAUCUGGUACAGAGAAAACUCUUUCCUAUGCUGUGUUCAUUGGAGAUUGUUCUAUUAUGAUACACCAUGGUAUCUUCCUGGGAUACAAAGGAAGCAUGUGUGGGUAGCUGUCUCAUCUAUUAAAAAUAUGGUGGCAAA
Molecule: messenger RNA, 2494 nt
Organism: Pelodiscus sinensis (Chinese soft-shelled turtle)
Lineage: Eukaryota; Metazoa; Chordata; Testudines; Trionychidae
Source: RefSeq, a predicted model, not a curated record